GAGUCAAGAAAUUAGUGAUCUACCCUAACCAGUAAAACUAGACAAGUGGACGUAGCUACAGAACACUUAAAAUAACAAUUGUGCCCUUGAAAAUCAGUUUCAACUCUAGUACAUAAUAUAUAUCAUCGACAGCUUUAGUUUUUUUUUCAAACAAGUUAAAAAAGAGGCAAUGUAGAGAGAGGGAGAGAAAUAGAACUGUAAAAGUAAGGAUUUUUGAUAUCUUUCGUCUUUUUCUCUUACGAUAAUCAACUGUGGUAUUUUUGCGUUAACUGAUUAACAAAUCACAUUUACUAAAAAGAGCAAUUUAGGCCAAAAACAUAACAAGAGUGCCAUAUUAGCGAAACACCAAAGACCAAAAACUUGUGCCGACGUGGCAGCCAAAGACGAGUGAAAAAGACUAGGAUACCCUUGACGACGUGGCAACCAAAGACGAGUGAAAAAGACUAGGAUACCCUUGACGCUUCAUGUCUCUUGUUCUCGGUUUUAGGCUUCUAGGGUUUUAGUUCUGACACAAAAUAUUUAGCUAGAAUUGGCAAGAUAAAAAAAAGAUUCCGUUUACAUUAGAAGAUAUUGCAUCGGUAAACAAAACGAUACAAUAUCUUGGAGUUAAGUCUGACGGAAACGGCGCAGUUGUACACCGAAUCUAAGAAAAGAUUUCCCUCUGAUUCGUGUGAGAGAAGAUCUUCGCAAACCUGUGGGCGUCUAUAAAGAAGUCUAACCCGGUUUCUCAUUUCUUCAGGAAACUCUACAAAAUCUUUGGUUAAAGGUAAUUGAGUUAUUAAGGAGUUUUAAAUGUGUAAAAGCGAGUUUGUUGUUAUGUCUGUUUAUUAAUGUAGUCGAGCAUUUAAUCCAUGUUUUUCAAAUGAUUGAAUCCUUCGAUUGAGUCUUAUGUAUAUAUCGUUGUGUAUCUCAGGAAAUGGGUCGUGUUUUCCGAAUCUGGCGUGGAGAUUGGAAGAAGAACAGACAUUAACAGUGGCACUUUGUCCCAAACCAUCAAGACUACGGCUUCACUAUGUACAUGGAUUCCCCUGAAACGUUAGAGGUCGUCGAUGCUACCGUUAGGGAGAACUACAUGCUGGGUUGUGCUACUCCGGUCCUCAUAACGUACGGGAUGCCUAACUGGAUGAUGUUUCCAAGUGGACCGUCACCGCCGAUAACAAUUGCUACGACAGCUGACCUUGUCAGUUUAAUUAGCAGGAGACCCCGCUUAGUGAGAUAACACUUCUUGUUACAUUUGGAGCUAAGAAUGUUACUGAGUUCCAGUUCCUCUGUCGUUCCAAUUUCACCAUUGGCUCAUCAACCUACAUGGUCGGUGAUGGUCAGGAUGAAAGGGCUAGAGCGAGAUACGAGAGCUUGGUAUUGGGUGAGAGGCUUGUUACUAGUGAGAGGGUGAUGAAUGAGAUAUUUGGAGAGCAAGAGAUUCUUAUCCUCCACAGUGUUGCGCUGGAGAUUGGACAUGCUGACAGGGUUCUGCGCCCUCAACCAUCUUCUGUGGUUACACAACGAAGAAAGAUCAUUCAACUUGAUGAUGAUGAUGAGAUGGUGGAUGUUUUGCAGACGGGUGGGACAGGGAACGGAAACUUAGAAGGAACUGGAGGUGUGAUCAUUCCUCUGCAGCCUCAACCACUUGCAAAAAUCCCCGCCGCAGAUGCCCCAUCGGUGCUUUGGGAUGUCGGGCUGGAUUUUUUGGACUAUCCAGAGUUCUACAACGCCCAGAGGGAUGGUGGCCUUGUCACACAGGACUCAGCUUUCUGGAAUGAGCUAAUAGAAGAUAACUACCAGUCUGUGGAAGGGCUUUUCCUUCUCCCCAACAACAAGGAGUCCGACCUACGUAUGACUCAGGACCAGACGUUGGUUGGUGGUGGUGUCAUCUCUCAAGUUGGGAAUAAAGAUGUUGUUGCUUUGCAUGAGACAGCAGGGGAAUCAUCAACUGUGCCCACUGCUAUCAUUUCCACUCUCUUAGAAUCGGCCAUCGCACCAAGGGAGAUUGGAGGCGAAGGCAAGGGAGAUGCUGCUGUGCAUGGACCUUCCGGAACAACAAAAGAGAAGGUCGACUCCACUCUUCCCGGCCUAUCACUGACACUAGGUUUGGGAUGUGGCUCAGGGGAACGUGAUGCUCUGACAUGCCCUUCUGCUAAUGUCGACAACACAUCUUCGGAGGGGAGCGAUACAGAGGGUGGGUUCUGAUUUAAAUCAAGCUUCAUGGUCCAUGUUAAAUAUGUUUGUGUUUCACUUAGUAUGUAUGAAAUCGGGUAUUGUGAAACUUUUCGACGGUUAAGAUAAAGUAUAACCCAUGGGAUAAUUUUUUGGGGUUAAACUUUUAUUUAACCGGUAGCAAAGGGUAUGGUUUUCAUGGUUUGAAGUCUCAGUUUUUGAAUGAUGGCAUCUUGGCGGCAUAAAGGGAACGUGUUUAGGGGUUGGAAAGUUUUUUGUUGGUUGUUCAAAAUGUUGUAAACGUUUACAUCAAGGAUGAAAAUUUUUGUGGCUUUGGUCCAUGUAUGUAAUGAAGUUAUGGUACUUUAAAUGAAGUUAGCUUGCAAUAUAUGAUAUUUAUUGAUUCACAAGUAAGCUGAGUAUGUUUUGAAAGCUCUUAUUUUUUUUUGACA
This is a messenger RNA of Brassica napus (rape), 2606 nucleotides long. RefSeq lists its product as uncharacterized. The transcript has 4 exons. Lineage: Eukaryota; Viridiplantae; Streptophyta; Magnoliopsida; Brassicales; Brassicaceae. The coding region runs from base 1306 to 2187 and encodes 293 amino acids. The record is from RefSeq and is a predicted model, not a curated record.